Messenger RNA from Musca domestica (house fly), 1067 nucleotides. RefSeq lists its product as uncharacterized. The transcript has 3 exons. Bases 108 to 752 code for a protein of 214 amino acids. Lineage: Eukaryota; Metazoa; Arthropoda; Insecta; Diptera; Muscidae. The record is from RefSeq and is a predicted model, not a curated record.
CAUUUGUAUUUCAGUUAAACUCCGUAUUUUCAUCGCAUCACAAGUGCAGAGGCGAGUGUUGAGCUUAAAACGAACGAUUAAAAUCCGAAAAAAGAAGACAAGUAAAAAUGCGUUUCCUACUGUCCGUUGGCAUUGUCUUCGUUGUGUUCUUGGCUUAUGCCUAUUCCGAUUCCUGCGUACAAUGUAACUCGUCCAACGAUCCCAAGUGUGCCACACAACCGGAAAAUUUCUUGGCCAAGCAAUGUACCAAUAGCAGCUCCACCUGUUACGUUCGUAUUGUGGAUGGUGUCACAAUUCGUGGCUGUGCCAGUGAGCUCGACAAUGCCACAUUGUCGACGUGCAACAACAACAUGGAAUGCAUGACCUGCAGUUUUAUGGAAGGCUGCAAUGGGGCCCUUUUCCCCCAAUAUCGUCUUAGCUGCAUCCAAUGUUUCGGCAGCCUGAACAGCACCUGCUCUUUGGAUAUUUCGGCACGUCCCUCCGUCUGUCCCACCUAUAAAUUGGGUGACAAAUGUUACAUUCGUCGUGAUGACAAGAACACCACCCAAUCGUUCCAACGUGGCUGUUUGUCCACCGCUCAGUCGAAUGGCGUUUGCACCGACACCAGCGACUGUUACACCUGUGAGGGUAACGGUUGCAAUUUCUUGCAAGCCAAUGAAACAGUGAUUCCCUGGGCCAAGGGUUCCGGCUAUGUUUAUGGAUCAUCAUUGUUCAUGAUUGUGGUUGCCUUCUUUGUGACCCGACAAUCUUAAGAGAGAGAGAGGGGACGAUGAACGAACGAUGAGAUGAAUGAAAGAGAAAGAAGGAGUUGUUAUCAUUUUUUUAUACUAUCCACCUUUUUGCGUUUCUUGUGCACUCUUCAACGAUGGCAGCGGCGGCGGCGGCGGCGACGGCGGCGAUGACACCUAAAGUGUGAAAAACUUAUAAUUUGUCCCUUUUGAAGAUUUUGUUUUUUUUUUUUUUUUACCGGAAGUAGAUUCAAUGUUGAAUUAGUAACAUUUUUGUUUUUGUAUAGAGGCGAAGAAGAAGAAAAGCAAUAAUAAAAUUUUUAUGGAGUGCAAAGAAAA